GCCGUCCUCAGAGCCAGAGAGGGGACACAGCCGCCCGCCUGUCUCCACCCAAUACCAGACUAUAAGAAACAUUUAGCUACCGGAGGAGAAUUAAGUUAUCAUUCUACCAAACUUCCCUCCAGUGAUGCUUCGGUCUGUGGCAACAAUAUGUCCACUCUACUGCCUCCUCUUUGAAUAUGGUGCUGGGAUGGCGACAGCAGUCAAUGUCAACCUAAACGAUAAUAGCAGUGUAUUGCAUCGAUCUGCCGACAUCAUCGACACAUCUUUCGACACUACCGACACAUCUUCCAACACCACCGACACAUCAUCCGACACUACCGACUCUCUCAAUCCCGGCAACUACUGGCAGGGAAAAACCGAUAUCACGUCUAUAGUAGCGACAAGGUUGAUGUCUGGGACGAAGGCCGGGCAACACCUAGCAGCUCUGGUCGACUUCCUGGUGAAUGGCUCCACGGGCAGGCAACUCUACCUCCUCCAUGAUCAUUCCCUCACUGAUAUGUCGCCGGCGGUGGAGGCGUGCUACAGGCGAUGGGGCGACGUGAUCAUCUUCAAGUUCACAUGGGAGCUGACAGAGGUGGAGGCGGCGCUACGCUCUAACUACCACUUCCAGGAACUCAGGAACAUUCUCGUUAUCUGCUCCGACGUCCACACCACCCAUAUCUUCCAACAGAUCCGGGAGAGGUCGCUAGAGUCAGCCACCCUCUACUGGUACAUCGUGCUGUUUGACGACAUCACUGAGCAGAUACUUGACUCUAUUAGGGAGGGAACGCAGUUCUCACUGGCCGUCAGGAAGGACCAUCGCUACCAGCUGUUCACCUCCUUCGUCGACUCAGACAAUAACAUAGCACUAGAUCACAGAGGCUGGUGGAGCUGGAACGCCGACCAGGGAAAACCCAUUAAAUACCUGAAGAAGCCACUGUACCUCAAUCUCGGCGACGUCUACAGGAACUUCGGCGGGAGGGUGCUGAGGGUGGCGGUGGUGGACAACUGGCCCUACUUCAAGGUGACGAGGAGUGAGGACGGUUCCCUGCAGCCACACUCAGGCGUCGAUUACAAUGUCCUCAACGCACUCGCCAAGAAACUCAACUUCACGUAUGAGCUGGUUGACACCUUAGACGGCCAGUGGGGAGGUGUGAUGGAUAAUGGCACCGUGACGGGAAUGAUUGGAUUAGUGGCCAGACACGAAGCUCACUUGGCUAUUAAUGAAAUCACCAUCUCAGGAACUCGGGAGAAAGUGGUGGAUUUCACAGCUCCGUAUUUCCUCGAGUCCACUACGGUGAUCUCCCAGGCACCGGCCAUGAAGAACAGAGCCUUUGCUGUCUUCUCCCCCUUCACCGUCAGGAUAUGGUUGAUGGUGGUGGCGAUGACGAUGUUGAUGGGCCCUAUACUGAGUGUGGUGGGGCUGGUGAGGGCGCGCUACCUACAAGAGGGGGUUCGGUACUCCCUCCUGACCUACGCCUUCAAUGUGUUCCGCAGCCUCGUCGUGCAGAAUAACCUUAUCUCCUCACAGCACUGGGAACAACGCAUCAUUUUCUUCGCCUGGUACUUCUUCUGCUUCACAAUCUACGCCAUGUACUCCGGAACACUGACCGCUGUGCUGGCCAUCCCUGCCUACGAACGGCCCAUAGACUCUCUCCCCGACCUGGUACACGCUGCCAAACACAAGGGUUAUAAACCGGUCGUUGUUUAUGGCACCGUAAACGAGUUUUUGCUCAAGGAAGCCGAAGACGGUAUCUACAAGGAAGUGUGGGAUGUGUUCGACCCCAGCGAGGGUUACGUCAACACCUACACUGAUGGCACGAACAAGGUCCUGACGGGGAAGUUUGUAUUCAUAAACGCUCGGCUGGGAGCCGAGAUCCGGGCGAUUGCAAAAGGACGACACAGGUUCUAUUUAGGCAAGUCCUCCUUCUACCCCCAAGGUUACGGCAUCGCCUGCACCAGCGGCUCUCCCUUCAAGAACGUCAUCGAGCAGAUACUGACUCACUUGGGGUCAGCGGGUCUGGUUCAGAAGUGGAUCAGAGAUGAGAUGGAGAAGGAGAGCAACCACGAUGACGGCGCCAACAAAGGUCCUGGGGCCAUCAGCUUUGUACAUUUACAGGCAGCCUUCUUCCUGCUGGGGAUGGGCUCUUUCGUCGGUGGCCUCACCCUCCUGAUGGAGAGGUUUGUGUAUUCCCGCCAGGCCACCUUUGUCACAGUCUAUGGUCACACAAAAGCCGCCACCAACAGCAAAGUGGCGGAGAUGACAAGAAUUCACGGCGACAAUCUUGGGGAGGACCCGCCUGGACCUCAAGUUUACAGGGAGAUCGACAAAGACGAGAGACCUUAUACGAGCUCCAUGGACUUUAUGAGAGUCCAAGUUUCACCAGAACCUGAGAGAAAGAGUUCUGCAGGAGACACGACGGAUUCUGAACAUAAAUGAUAGCCUCAACAGAAACUAAAAUGCACCCCAACAGAACUGACAGAACUGUAGUAACCGAACUGCAAAUAUAUAAAAAACACCAAGAAAUACUGUACAGCAUCAUAGGGGACUCGUUCUAGCGGGUCCGAGUCUCAGGCGUUUCUAAGGGAACUUAUAUUGCAUGACUACACACACACACACACUGAAGAAAUAUCACUCCUUUGUUGAGUUGUUCUCUCGUGUAGAUGGUAAGACAUAGUGAUGGUUGAGGCACCGACAUAUACUGAAACAAUAAUAUUGUACACAGGACACCCCAGCAUGUCACCUGAUGAUUAAACACCCUAACGCUAACCUAACCUAACAAAACGACCUAACAACCUAACCUAAACUAA
Molecule: messenger RNA, 2790 nt
Organism: Homarus americanus (American lobster)
Lineage: Eukaryota; Metazoa; Arthropoda; Malacostraca; Decapoda; Nephropidae
Product: glutamate receptor ionotropic, delta-2-like
Exons: 15
Coding region: 125-2419 (764 amino acids)
Cellular component (GO): membrane
Molecular function (GO): glutamate-gated receptor activity
Source: RefSeq, a predicted model, not a curated record